AUGGACAACUCAUGCAAAAGUGAGUUUAAAGAGCUGAACUUGGCAGCCAAGAUAAUUUUGUCAUCAUGGUAUGGCCUUGCAGGUUUAGCGGCCAUUAUUGGUAACGCGAUUGUGUUGUGGUUGGUCGCUCGAAAUGAGUCUCUCAGAACAAUUUCCAACUUGUUCCUCGCUUCUUUGGCAGCCGCAGACUUUGUAGUAGGACUUGUAAUAGAUCCAGUCUGGAUUUUCACCAGAUGUGUGGGAUAUGAUGCAAAUAGUCACGUGCAGACGUAUGGUGAAGUUAUCGAUUAUCUCUGGAUCCACACAACAGUGGCCACCACGUUCAACUUAUGCUGUGUUACUAUGGACAGGUAUCUGGCGAUCCUCUAUCCUCUCCGCUACCAAGAUAUUCUCACCAAAAGGAGAUGUUACAUACUCAUUGUCACUAUUUGGUUCAUUUCUUUCAUUCUCCCGUGCUCCAGGUUCUUUGUCAAGGAUGGUUCAGUGUCACUGUGGUUAUCAUUUACAAUCAUCACAGUUCUAAUUCCCAUGAUGAUCAUCAUAUUUUGUUCUGUCAGAAUAUUGAAAGCAGCCGCAGAACAGUCGAAAAAAAUUAGAAAUAACUACACAGUGCAGAGUCAAGAGGCUCUGAGAAGAGGAAGGAGAAACUCAAAGGCGGCUUUGACAAUUGGCAUUGUGGUGGGACUCUUUGUUGUCUGCUGGUUACCAAGUCUAAUCACAUCUUUGGUGAAUUAUUUUACCCCGCAUCACUGUGGCCUGACCAGACAGUUGUUAUACUACACAGUGUGGUUAUCAGUGGAAGCUCUUGCUUUUACUUCGUCAGGAAUUAACCCGUGGGUGUAUUGUUUACGAUAUGACGAAUUCUACAAAGCUCUUACUCGUACUUUUCCUUGCGUUAAAAGACGCAAUUUAGAAGAAGCUCUUUCUCAUCUGAGAGAGAGAAAGCAGAGCGACAUGUAA
Pocillopora meandrina is the source of this 960-nucleotide messenger RNA. Lineage: Eukaryota; Metazoa; Cnidaria; Anthozoa; Scleractinia; Pocilloporidae. The record is from the annotation of a GenBank genome assembly.